CCUCGCGUUAGUCAGCCCACCCACAACACGACUUCCCUAAGCGAAAUUUCCACACACAGCGCUGAGGCCGAUCUUGAAAGAAGACUUCAACAUUCGACUGUCGACAACCCGCGCCUCCGUCUUGACCGCGCAACUCUCGUCAAGAUGAAGCUCAACAUUUCCUACCCGGCCAAUGGGUCGCAAAAGCUGAUCGAGAUCGACGAUGAGCGUAAGCUCCGCGCCUUCAUGGAGAAGCGCAUGGGUGCUGAACUCUUCAAGAUCACUGGUGGAAACGACAAGCAGGGUUUCCCCAUGAAGCAGGGUGUCCUGCUCCCCAACCGUGUCAAGCUCCUCCUCAGCGACGGCCACAGCUGCUACCGCCCCCGCCGUACUGGUGAGCGCAAGCGCAAGAGUGUCCGCGGUGCCAUCACCGGUCAGGAUCUCGCCGUCCUCGCCCUCAGCAUCGUCAAGCAGGGUGAGAGCGACAUCCCCGGCUUGACCGAUGUUGUCAACCCUAAGAGACUCGGCCCCAAGCGUGCCACCAAGAUCCGCCGAUUCUUCGGUCUCGACAAGAAGGACGACGUCCGCAAGUUCGUCAUCCGCCGCACCGUCACCCGUGAGGGCAAGCAGGACUACACCAAGGCCCCCAAGAUCCAACGUCUGGUCACCCCCCAGCGUCUCCAGCGCAAGCGCAACCGUAUUGCCAUCAAGCGCCGCCGUGCUGAGGCCGGUCGUGAGGCCGCUAACGACUACGCCAAGCUCCUCGCUUCCCGUGUCCAGGAGGAGAAGGCCAAGCGCAGCGAACUCCGCAAGCGCCGGGCUUCUUCUCUGAGGAAGUAA
Talaromyces rugulosus is the source of this 819-nucleotide messenger RNA. RefSeq lists its product as uncharacterized. Gene Ontology annotation, cellular component: ribosome. The annotation marks the transcript as partial. NCBI's taxonomy places the organism in Eukaryota, Fungi, Ascomycota, Eurotiomycetes, Eurotiales, Trichocomaceae. Gene Ontology annotation, molecular function: structural constituent of ribosome. Gene Ontology annotation, biological process: translation. The record is from RefSeq and is a predicted model, not a curated record. The transcript has 4 exons.